This is a messenger RNA of Plectropomus leopardus (leopard coralgrouper), 887 nucleotides long. NCBI's taxonomy places the organism in Eukaryota, Metazoa, Chordata, Actinopteri, Perciformes, Serranidae. The record is from RefSeq and is a predicted model, not a curated record.
GCACUCACAGGAAGUCGGGUCGGCCGGUCGCCAUCAAAGUCAUCGACAAGACGCGUUUUCCCACCAAACAAGAGAGACAGCUGAGGAACGAGGUGUCCAUCCUGCAGAAUCUGACGCACCUCGGCGUGGUUCUGUUGGAGGGGAUGUUCGAGACGGCGGAGCACGUCUUUGUCGUCAUGGAGAAGCUCCAUGGAGACAUGCUGGAGAUGAUUCUGUCCAGUGAGACAGGACGACUCCCUGAACGCAACACCCGCUUCCUCGUCACACAGAUCCUGGAGGCUCUGCGGUAUCUGCACCUCAAACACAUCGCUCACUGUGACCUGAAGCCUGAGAACGUCCUGCUGGCGUCCGCAGACCCGUUCCCUCAGGUGAAGCUGUGCGACUUCGGCUUCGCCCGCAUCAUCGGCGAGAAGUCUUUCCGCCGCUCGGUGGUGGGCACGCCGGCCUACCUGGCGCCCGAGGUGAUCAGCAGCAACGGCUACAACCGCUCGCUGGACAUGUGGUCCGUGGGCGUCAUCAUGUACGUGAGCCUGAGCGGCACGUUCCCCUUCAACGAGGACGAGGACAUCAGACAGCAGAUCACCAACGCCGCCUUCAUGUACCCGCGACAGCCGUGGACCUCCAUCUCACUGGAGGCUGUGAGUCUCAUCAACAACCUGCUGCAGGUGUCGGUCAGACGCAGGUUCAGCGUCGGCAAAGCGCUGGGUCACCCCUGGCUGCAGGACUUCCAGCUGUGGUGUGACCUCAGGGAGUUCGAGCAGAGGAUGGGCUGCAGGUAUCUGACGCACCGAGAUGACGAGGAGCGCUGGAUGCGUUACGCCCAGGAGAGAGGCCUGGACUUCCCGCCCCGCCUCUGCUGGGACCCGGACAACGACCCUGACAUGUGA